AAUUAUGCCUCGAAUGCGUAACAGUGGCGAAUGUAACAUUUGCAGCGUUGCGUAAAGAGCGUUCAGUGUGGGCCGAUAAGGCGUUCAAUUUUUUUGGUUUUUCUUUUGUACACUGAGAAAAUCCUGAUAACCUAUUGUCGAGCACCGGCGAUCCGCCUACGCUGCGUGGAACCGCUGGCGUUGCUGCACGCCGAGCGACGCGCGAACAGCUCAGUCAGUCGGUCGACGCACGCGCGGCCUCAACGACCGUCCGCGAUCACUCAACGCGCGAAUGAAUCCGCCGCCCGCCCAAACUUCUUCGUUCUAAACUAAACAUUUCCCAACCGAAUUUUAGUGUUUUAAGUAUACUGAACUUUUUCAACAGUGGACUCAAGUGGUGUUUUUAAAGGAUGUACAUGUUUUCGCUGACGACGGACACGAGAGGCUUUUGAGGAAAACUUCGUAGUUUUGAAAAAUGGCCGGCAGUGCCGACGGUGCGGGUCUCGAUGGCGAUUGCGACGGCGUCUCACGGCUGACCGGCCUCGCAGACACCUUCGACAUGAACGAUAUCCCCCUCACCAACUACAGCGUGGACACUCGGAGAAUGCAACUGUAUGCCCACCCUCACAUCCACGCAGCGGAGCUGUCGAUACAUGCGGUGUCCACCCACGAGCUGCUAAAACCUAAGGAUGAACCAUCGUACUCUCUGGCUGCUUCCACCAACCUCUGUUCGGUUAAUUUACAUCAUACAGGUACAUCGCCGUAUGAUAGUCGGAUCUGCAUCCAGGAAGGUAACGAUGCCUCCAACCCUGGCGUGAAAGGCGAGGAGGAUUUAUCUCGUGUGUACCAAACCCUCAGUCUACCGGCACUCUCCAGGGAGGACAACAAUAGUUCUAAUAACAGCAAUGGGACAGAAACGAAAAGUAAACCAAAGACGGCGCCUCCCAGCCCCGGCAACUCGGAGAUGAAGCCGCAAUCCACUACUUCCACGUCACAAGCCCUCACCAAGCCGCCCUACUCCUACGUGGCCCUUAUCACGAUGGCCAUCCAGAACAGCGAGACCAAACGAGCCACUCUCAGUGAAAUAUACGCUUACAUCACCAAGGAAUUUCCCUAUUUCGAGAAGAACAAGAAAGGCUGGCAGAAUUCAAUCCGGCACAAUCUUAGUCUCAACGAAUGUUUCUUAAAAGUGCCCCGGGAAGGUGGCGGGGAGAGAAAGGGGAAUUAUUGGACUCUAGAUCCCCAGUGCGGGGACAUGUUCGAGAACGGCAACUUUCGGCGCCGGCGCAGGAUGAAGCGGCCGUUCCGGACCACUCCGUACUCCAAGGCGCUGUUCGGGGACGGGUACCAUGUGGCCCAGGUGGCCCAGCACGUGCCUCCCCACAUGCAGCCUCUCCCGCUUGGAGCCAGAAAUUACUUUGGCUCCACAUCACCUUAUCCACCUUCUUACCCUCGAUAUGACACUCUUGCAUAUUCCAGCGCGUGGCUGACGCAGUCUACCUCUGGUCUUGGGUACGCCAGCACUUGCGGGGCCAUGGGGAGAAGCCCGCCGGGGUGCUCCCCGCACGGUGCCAUGCCGCACCAAUCCUCGCCCGUGGCCGUCCACCCGUUUGCCCCACACCAGCUCCAGGGCCAGUUACAGAAUUCGCUGCAGCCAAUGCAGUCUUUACCUAUGAACAGUUAUAAUACCAUCGGAGUGUCGGCUUUGGAUGGUUCGUCGAGUCCCGGUCCCGGAUACGCCCCCUCUUCGGGAGGGUUCUCCCCGAGUCGACACCACGACAUCGUCACUUCGUCGGACGCUGCCGUCUCCAGAUUCUCUUUCUGGCCCGAGGGAGGGUCCCCUAGCCCCAACGCUGGGUACGUCCCGAGCAGCAGUUUCUCUCCCCCUCGACGCCACGAGGUGACGUCAUCAGACGCGGCGGCCGGCGCGCGUUUCUCGUUUUGGCCUGACGGUGAAUAACUAAUCUUAAGUUGGUGUCAAAGAAGAAGCUUCUUCGAGCCUCGUGUCCAACGGGCCGCCUUACUCAAAAUAUUUUAUGUAAUACCAAAGUUGGAGGGAAACAAGACUACAAUAUAUCCAUUAUACGCACUCAGUGAAUAUGAGAUAUAGUGGACUACACGACUGUAAUUUAAAUUUGAUGUAGUAGUGAUCAAUGUGUAAAGAAGUAGGGUCCAUAUCAGGAAAGAACUCCCGAAGACGUGGCGCUACUGUAGCUGCAAACAACAUUUCGCCUAUCUGUUAUUGGUAGUUACCUCAUAUUUCCUCUGGCCUUCUUUCGUGGUAUGGUCUUUAAGUUUAAGCAAUUGGAUUUUGACACAUUUUUAUAUUUACAUAAAGUUAGGGUUGCCAAUUAUAAUGAAUCAUGCGAUCCCUGUGAUUAAAUUAAAUUUUAUACAUCGGUAUAAAUGAAGUGUUUUGCAAAUUGUCAGUGAAUUGCGUAAAGAGUCACAGUGUAGUAGACACUGCCUGAAUAUUUUAAAUAUAUUGCAUAAUUACAACUACUAGCUAUUAUGCCAGCCAGCGCUUGCCAUAAUUAAAUCGAUUCAAAUAAAAAACUAAGUUUGUGUCAAGUAAUAUCGGAAAAAAUAGGUAAGUGUAGAAUCGCAGGUAGUAAUAUGUAGGUAGGUAUGUAGAUUUGAAUAUGAGAUAAUGUAUUUGUCAGAAUAGGAUAUCAAAUGGAAAGGACUGCCUGUGAGAAUUUUUAUAUUAUCUGUAGGUAAUCCCAAAUCAUAUUUUGUGUUUCAGGGUAACCCUAAUAAGCAAAAAUUAUGAUCGAUACGUUAGGAUGCAUCGGGAACCCACCGUAAAGUUAAUAUGGGUACAUUAAUCGCGUCACUCACAAAACUGCGAAGUCAAUAUUAUAUUAUUUCAUCUUUACAAAAAAUAAUUACAUAAAAAUAUAUUUGAGCUUAGUAUUUGUUUAUUUGGGUUGGAAGUUAGCUCAUACAGAGCUAACUUCCAACACGGCGU
This is a messenger RNA of Plodia interpunctella (Indianmeal moth), 2950 nucleotides long. RefSeq names its product forkhead box protein L2-like. The record is from RefSeq and is a predicted model, not a curated record. The transcript is spliced from 11 exons. Lineage: Eukaryota; Metazoa; Arthropoda; Insecta; Lepidoptera; Pyralidae. Gene Ontology annotation, biological process: anatomical structure morphogenesis; regulation of transcription by RNA polymerase II; cell differentiation. Bases 455 to 1939 code for a protein of 494 amino acids. Gene Ontology annotation, molecular function: DNA-binding transcription factor activity, RNA polymerase II-specific; RNA polymerase II cis-regulatory region sequence-specific DNA binding.